CGGAGGGCCUGGUUGACAUCCCGAUCAUACAGGAUGUCAAAUGCGCACGCGUCUGUGGCCUCCACACGACUUUCCAGAAUCUACCUUUCUCGUUGGGAUUCUCUCUGGUCGACUUUCGGGUAAAUUGAUUCGGAAGAGGAGUAGAUGGAUUUUUUUUUUAAGGGGAUGGAAGAGGAGGCAUCUGAAUGCCCCUUUGAUGCGAAGGACAUUCAGAGAUGUCCAUUUUUGAGGAACAUCAACAAACCCACUUGCUUUUCCUUCUCUUCAGCGAGUUUCCCCAUUCCUGUACGGGAAGCCAGAGGCCCAAUAUUUGAAGACGGUCCCAAUUUUGACAUGGCGUUUAGCCUCUUUCAUGGGAAGGAUGGGGUCGUUCCACUAUCAGGGAGAUCUAAUGUUCAUAGUAACAUUCCAGAACCUGAGCCUUCACCUCAGUUCAACCCUUUAGCAGCAAAAGCAGCCACCAUAAGUUUGUCAGCAUUUGGACUGGGAGGGCCAUUUGGCUUUGGUAACUUCUCUGAGAAGUGGAAGAAGCAGAAGAAGUCUGAGCCGUCCAGCAAGAGGGAACUCUCUUCUGAGAAAGGAAAUUCAUCAAAACACGAGGCACUGGGAAAUGAUUGGUUAAAGACAGGAAACUGCCCAAUUGCCAAGACCUACAGAGCAGUGAGCCAUGUCCUCCCUCUUGUGGCAACAGCUCUUCAGCCACCACCUGGUAUGAAGUUUAGAUGCCCUCCAGCAGUAGUUGCUGCAAGGGCAGCCCUGGCCAGGACUGCCCUUGUUAAAAACUUACGCCCUCAGCCUCUACCUGAAAAAAUGCUCGUAAUAGCAGCCUUAGGCAUGGCGGUUAACGUGCCCUUGGGCGUAUGGAGGGAGCAUACUCAGAAGUUUUCCCUAUCAUGGUUUACAGCGGUGCAUGCGGCUGUGCCCUUCAUAGCCAUGCUUAGGAAGUCAGUCUUGAUGCCGAAAACAGCUAUGGCAUUGACUAUUGCUGCUUCUAUCCUGGGGCAGGUUAUUGGCUCACGAGCUGAGCGGCUCCGACUGAAAGGAGUGGCUGAGAGGGGAAGGACAGCAGAUCAAAUAGCAACUGCAAGUAACAUUCUAGGUUUUGAGUCUUUUGACCCAAGCCAGGUCGAUGGCAUCAGAGGUGGUCAUUGUGGUGCAGAAGGAAUAAAGUUCAACCCACUUCCUAUCAGAAGUGAUGGGCCUAGUUCUUCGUCAGCGAAUAUAUGUUUCUGAUGUACCCUUAAGUAAUACAUGCAUGCUAUUUGACAGUUAUUUGAUGUGCUUAAUUAUGUGAUAUGAUGAAUGGUAAUUCAGUUGUAUGAUCAUACAAAUAUCUAUGCAAAGAAGCAGUUUGACUUGCCAGAAAUAAAUAUAUGAGAUGUUUAUGAAUUC
Molecule: messenger RNA, 1392 nt
Organism: Alnus glutinosa
Lineage: Eukaryota; Viridiplantae; Streptophyta; Magnoliopsida; Fagales; Betulaceae
Exons: 4
Coding region: 145-1233 (362 amino acids)
Cellular component (GO): chloroplast
Source: RefSeq, a predicted model, not a curated record